AGAGAAAUAGGACAAGUUGACGCAAGUGUGGGAGUGCACCGAAAGGAGGAAUAAACGCAGACACAAGUGCGUACAGCUCAGUCGGUUAAAGCGGUGUGUUUUAUUGUUCCGGCAAUUAGAAAUAAAAAAACCCAGAGGGAGAAGGAGAGAGGAAGACAUUCAAACGGCUAUCUUUCCUGUGGGGGUGUUUAACCAUCCGCUCUGCAACCUCAACAAAAACGCAGCCUUUUGCGGUCUUACGGAAUAGUCACAUUGAAGACGACACGUGUGGAUGCUUAACCACAUGUUUCCUUGGGGAACUGCGGUCUAAUCACCUCCAUCCACAUUGUGGGUUUGUUUCUGGAUUACUAGCUCCUGGAGAUAAACUGUUUCCCUCCUCCACCCUCGGAUCUGCCGUAGUGAUGACAGAGGUGGAUGUUUCUGCAGACUGUGACCCCAGCCGACCACAGGGGCGCACAGAGGACAAAGAGAACCAGGAGAACAGGACUUUAAUGAUGGUGGCAAUGAUUUUAUUGGACUUGAACAAAUGCAACCCUAACGCCAUCAUCAGCCCCGGAGACAGCAGAUGUCUCGGGGGGAGCAGCGAGGUGGAGGACAAGGUGGAGCGGGGGGGCUGCAGGCUGAGCGCCGGGGACAGCCGGGUUACACCCAAACAGUCCCGGAUCAAGAAGAAGGUGGUGAAGGAGAGAAAGGAGUGUCCGGAGAAGAGACACUACUGCCCCUUCACCGGCUGCGGGAAGGUGUACGGGAAAUCCUCCCACCUCAAAGCCCACCUCAGGGUGCAUACCGGUGAGCGGCCCUUCGAGUGCACCUGGCCUGACUGCGGGAAGAAGUUCUCCCGCUCAGACGAGCUGACGCGUCACUACCGCACACACACGGGCGAGAAGCGCUUCAACUGCCCCAUGUGUGCCAAGUGCUUCAUCCGCAGCGACCACCUGACCAAACACGCCCGGCGGCACGCAGGCUUCCAUCCCAGCAUGCUUCAGGGCUCCAGCGCGGCCAAGAGGCGCCGCUGCUCCCUGUCCCUGUCCUCGUCUGAAUCUGGAGACCAAAGCCCUGUGGGGGUUUGAGACCCUCCCUCCUGAUGCACACACACACACACACACACACACACACACAUACAUACAUACAUACAUACAUACAUACACACACAUACAUACAUACAUA
This is a messenger RNA of Notothenia coriiceps (black rockcod), 1167 nucleotides long. It is a transcript of the gene klf9, whose product is annotated as Kruppel like factor 9. Gene Ontology annotation, biological process: regulation of transcription by RNA polymerase II. Bases 402 to 1070 code for a protein of 222 amino acids. Gene Ontology annotation, molecular function: DNA-binding transcription factor activity, RNA polymerase II-specific; RNA polymerase II cis-regulatory region sequence-specific DNA binding. The transcript is spliced from 2 exons. Lineage: Eukaryota; Metazoa; Chordata; Actinopteri; Perciformes; Nototheniidae. The record is from RefSeq and is a predicted model, not a curated record.